Messenger RNA from Pseudogymnoascus verrucosus, 1643 nucleotides. RefSeq lists its product as uncharacterized. Gene Ontology annotation, cellular component: nucleus; Smc5-Smc6 complex. The coding region runs from base 145 to 1473 and encodes 442 amino acids. The transcript has a single exon. Gene Ontology annotation, biological process: double-strand break repair via homologous recombination; protein sumoylation; G protein-coupled receptor signaling pathway. The record is from RefSeq and is a predicted model, not a curated record. NCBI's taxonomy places the organism in Eukaryota, Fungi, Ascomycota, Leotiomycetes, Thelebolales, Thelebolaceae. Gene Ontology annotation, molecular function: zinc ion binding; SUMO ligase activity.
GGGAAACUGACCGCCACCAAACGAUCGCCAGGGACCGAUGACAGCCAACAAGACCCUCGUUUUCUUCACGUAUACCAACGUUUUCAUUAUAAUUUGAGGUUAAACUAGAGCUACUCUAUCGUUACACAUCAUCACCUCCUCGCAAUGUCCUCACGCCGUCGCCUUGUCUCGCGCACAAACCAAGACGCAGCAGCGUCCUCCCCCGCCGCACCUCGCACCCAAGCAUCCUCCUCCGCAUCCCGCUCAGCCCUACCCCCCUACGAACCACCAGUCCACCCCCUCACCUUCUCAGCAAAGCAGCAACUCAACACACUCGUCGACGAUACCGAUUACGGGAAGUACCGCAAGCACCUCGCCACAGCGAUCACGACGCUCUCAAACGCGACGGUGGAGAGCAAUGACACACUGAGCCUGGCCAGGAUGAAGCUUGAGCGGCAGGUUGAGCGGAGGAAAGCGAGGGAAUCGCAACGGGAGGAUGAGGAGGGGGAGAUGGAGAAGACGGAGGAUGAGGUCGCGAUGGAGGAACGGGUCGCGAAGCUAGAGGCUGAGGUGGAGAGGCUGACGCAGGAGGCGGAACUGGCGACAAGGGAGCUGAUCGAUUACUCCGAGGAGUUAAAGAGACAAGAAGGCCUGAUCAGGGGCGUUGCGGAGAAGGCAGCUACAGCGCCGCGGCCUCACCAGGGUCGCAACCCGAGGAGGCGCCGCGCAGUAGACGGCUCGGACGACGACAAUUCGGACGACCCAGACUUCGAGGUCCCUGACGCCGACGCCGACGCCGACGCCGGAGCAGAUACCCCCAGUGUGACGGAGCUCCUCGCCGAAGCACAAGCCGCGGCCGCAGCGCAGUACGCCGCGAAAUCGAUGCGAGCACGCUACGCUGACAACAACGACUACCAGACCUUCAAGAAGCACGUGCACGACGCCUCGCACCAUGGUGCCAACGCGCCACCCCUGCCUCCAUCAUCGGCGUGGUUCCCAUCGACGACCGAGGCGAGCGCACAGGGCCGUAUUACGCGCGGCGCGGCGAACAAUGGCGAUGAGAGCGACGAGGACCUCGUGUUUGCGGGUGCAGUGAGCAGUCUCAAGUGUCCUCUGACGCUGAAGCUAUUCGAGGUCCCAUAUAGCAACCGCGUGUGCCGGCAUACGUUUGAGAAAUCGGCGUUGUUAGAGAUGUUUGAACGAGGCGCGACGGUAUUUUACGAAAAUUCGCAGGCGAGGGGACGGAAUCGCGGGCCGGGUGUGAGGAAGUUGAAGUGUCCGAGCUCGGGAUGUGAUGUUAUGCUGGAGUUGGGGGAGUUUUAUGAGGAUGAGAUGGUGAAGAGGCAGGUGAAGAGGGCGAAGGCUGCGGAGGCGGCGGCGGAGGGGGAGAGUGAGGGAGAGGAGGAGGGGCAGGCGGUGGAUGUGGAUAUGGAUUCUAAGGAUCAAGGGUUUGAUGGGUAUGAGGAGGUGCAGGUGGCGGGGACGCAGAUGUAAGAUGGGAUUGGGAUGGGUUUGAUGGCGUUUGGGCUUGGGCCUGGCGGAUGGGGGACUUGAUACCAUUAUAGAUGCAUGACUGACGGCAGCGUUUGUUAUUUUUGUGGACGUGUAAUAUUUUAUGAGACUGGCGUAUAGCCAAUUCACAUUACACUUUGGCUGAGAUGGAG